CGCGUCAUCGGCGUCGUCGCGCACGUCGACGCCGGGAAGACGACGCUGAGCGAGGAGAUGCUGGCGCUGUCCGGCGCCAUCACGCGCUCCGGCCGCGUGGACAGCGGGUCGACGGCGACGGACUUCCUGGCCCAGGAGCGCGCGCGGGGCAUCACGAUCUCGAGCGCCGCGGCGCACCUCGACUGGCGCGGCACGCGCGUCGUCCUCGUGGACACGCCCGGCCACGUCGACUUUGGGCACGACGUCGACCGCGCGCUCCGCGUCAUGGAC
Messenger RNA from Aureococcus anophagefferens, 270 nucleotides. RefSeq lists its product as hypothetical. NCBI's taxonomy places the organism in Eukaryota, Pelagophyceae, Pelagomonadales, Pelagomonadaceae. The record is from RefSeq and is a predicted model, not a curated record. Gene Ontology annotation, molecular function: GTP binding; GTPase activity. Gene Ontology annotation, cellular component: mitochondrion. The transcript has a single exon. Gene Ontology annotation, biological process: mitochondrial translation; ribosome disassembly. The annotation marks the transcript as partial.